UAGGGGCUAGAAAUUAAAAAUUAGGUAUAAAAAUGACGUCUUCCAAGGGUGGUCACGUCGGUGCAGACAGCGGACCGAUGAAGGCUGCUUCUUCUUCUAUGAUUGGCUCCAAGGCCAAGUCUCACCAGAAAUCUCGUGAGAAGAGUACUGUAAUAGCCCGUGCUCGUGAGCAUUAUGCAUCUCAGUUUCCAACUGCGUAUCCCAUGGAGAGUCAUCUUUGGGGAUUUGACCAUUCUCGUAAGCAGUGGCGCAAGUGCAACGUAGUUCACGCACGGCCUCGUGUUGGCAACAUUGAUAUGAAAUCUAUCAGUGCUCGUGACUAUGACUACUACAUCCACUGGUUGGGAUCAGAUCGCAGGUUAGACUGUUGGUUGGACAUUAGUGAUGUUCGUACUCUAGAGGAGGGUCCAAUAGAUGGUGACGACGUGUCGCAUGACGUUGAGGAAGAGGUCCAUGAUCACGGAGGUAUGGAUGAAGAGUACUUACGUGAGCAUGAGAUGAACACUAAGUUGAAGACUAUUCAGCGCGUUAAGUUAGGUCCAUAUUUGGUAGACGCCUGGUACUUUUCGCCUUAUCCAAAACCUUAUCAAGACCUUGAUAUAUUAUAUAUUUGCGAGUUCUGCUUACUUUUCUUUGUAGAUGAGUCAGAAUUAACGUGGCAUAUACCACGUUGUGAUUUACGUCAUCCUCCUGGCAAUGAGAUUUACCGUGAUGGCAACUUGGCAAUGUUUGAGGUGGACGGCGCUUUGAGUAGUAUCUAUUGUGAGAAUUUGUGCUACUUAUCCAAGUUAUUUUUGGACCACAAGAGUUUGCGUCAUACUGUUAAUUUAUUUAUUUUCUAUGUGAUGACGGAAGUUGAUGACAAUGGAUAUCACAUUACAGGAUACUUUUCUAAGGAAAAGCACAGUAGCAACAACGUAUCUUGUAUUUUAUCGCUACCUCAACAUCAACGCAAGGGUUAUGGUAAAUUUCUAACAGCGUUCAGUUAUUUAUUGUCCCGUAAGGAGGGUCGCACAGGUACUCCUGAGCGUCCUUUAUCUGAUUUGGGUCGUGCUUCUUAUAUGUCAUAUUGGUCUGAGGUACUGCUUGAAAUACUAUUUGACCCACGGUACGAGAAUGUUACAAUAGAGAUGCUAUCGCACAUGACUUGCUUCGAGCCCAAUGACAUUAUAAUGUGUUUGGAGGAGUUGGGUCUCUUACAUACACUAUCUAAUGGUAGAUCUGUGAUAACGAUACUUCCCGAGAAGAAAGAGGAGCUGCAGUCUAAAUCUCGUACUAAGACUCGUAAACUUUACAUGGAGAAGCUGCAUUGGAUUCCUUAUGACUCACAUCACGAAGCAGCUCCAGUUUGAUACAUUAACAUUCUGUGCAACUAAUAU
Molecule: messenger RNA, 1379 nt
Organism: Babesia bovis T2Bo
Lineage: Eukaryota; Apicomplexa; Aconoidasida; Piroplasmida; Babesiidae
Product: histone acetyltransferase MOZ/SAS family protein
Exons: 4
Coding region: 33-1352 (439 amino acids)
Biological process (GO): regulation of DNA-templated transcription
Molecular function (GO): histone acetyltransferase activity
Source: RefSeq, a predicted model, not a curated record